Molecule: messenger RNA, 2481 nt
Organism: Cajanus cajan (pigeon pea)
Lineage: Eukaryota; Viridiplantae; Streptophyta; Magnoliopsida; Fabales; Fabaceae
Product: homeobox protein ATH1
Biological process (GO): regulation of DNA-templated transcription
Molecular function (GO): DNA binding
Source: RefSeq, a predicted model, not a curated record
UGAACAGAAGAGAGAAUCAAGAUAUUUUGAUUGCAUUGCAUUGCAUUACAGUGAAGCAUAUGAUAAUAAUAAUAGUAAUAGUUAUAGUAAUAGUAAUAGGUGUUGUUGAAGACAGAAGAGAUCAGAGAGGGCCCGUUAAAGGCUGCAACACAAAUGAGUGGCACUGCACCAAAGGCUACUACUACUGCCUACUGUGUUCUCUCUCUCUCUCUCUUCUUGUUUUUACUCAUUCGUGGCUCAUCCACCUCCAUCUAUCUCACACCUUUUUCAUUCACUUCCAACAAUAUUAGGUUCUUGGAGGGUAACUACAAAUCUUUUGAAUAAGUUUUCAAAUGAUGGCUCCACUUGUUUUGGUGGGUGAUAAGUGAUAGCAUGGACCUAUUUUCCUCAAGAGUAAGGUAAUUUUUCCAAGUCAGGGGAUAGGGAGAUUCUACCAGUUCUGAUUACCAUUAAUUUGAACAGUGGCAAUGCUGUUCUGAAAGACCAUUGAAAGAAAUAUCAAGAGCCUCUUGUUGCAUUUCCUAUAUGGAGAACAAUAUGUACAGUGCUCCACUGGACAUGGCUGGCCGAAUUUCUACUGCCAUAGAAGAAAUUACACAGCAUUUAGCACCAAAGCCACUGGUUCAUUGCUAUUCAUUUGACCUCAAUAACCAAAGCCACAUUAUAGAUGGAAUUCCAGUACUUGCUGGUGGAGAGCAAGGUGAACCUACAAGUGAUGUCCAUGUAGAUGGUUGCUUCAUAAACCCUGCUACCAUUGCUGAUUCCAAUUCAUUUAUUGCAUCACAAGGAAAAACUGUUGUAGGAGAUGCCUCAAAUCCUAUUAACAACAAUGACUUUCACGAACAUUUAGCUGGAGGAAGGCCAAUUACUUCUGCUUCACUAGCUGCUAGAAUUAGUCUUCAAGAAAAUCUAGAGAAUUCUUCAGCAGCUUUGCCUCCUUCAUUCUGUUCAUUGGAGGCAAUAGGACCAUAUAUCUUCAAUAAUUGGCAGGACACAUCAAACCCUUUACAUGCAACUUUUGGUGAUCAUGCCUAUGAUGAAUUACCUGGUAUUCAUAAGUGGAAUGUGAACAAGUUUCUGAAAGCUCCUGAGGUUGAUGGGACUGGGAUCCUGGCUUAUUCAACCAUAGGAAAUCCAAACCUGGAUCAAAAUGGAUGGACAUCGUCAAAUGUUGCAAAUUUGGCCAAUCUUGCUUACAAUUCCUCUAAUUGUAGUAAUGAGCUUUCACUAAGUCUUGCAAGAUCUCCAACUACAGGUCAGUGCUCAGAGAUGAGCUGCUCUGACGUGUCUAAUCGCAUGAAUGUAACAACAAUGUCAGGUUUGGAGCAACCCUCCUGCAGCAGCAAGGAUUUGUCUAUGAGAUUAGAUUCUAACAAACAUGUCCAGUUUUCACCAGCAAUCUUGGGGUCCAGAUACCUUGCUGGAAUUCAAGAGAUACUUACUCAAAUUGCAACAUAUUCAUUUGAAAACGUAGAGCUGAUGAAUUAUUCAGUUGCUGGUGUUAGAGCAGGAGGGAAUAAUAAUUCAGCUUCAGCUUUCACACCCAAGAGAAGGGUAGCAAUUAACCAAAAUGCAAAUUCCAUGUUUGAAGCACAUGUAGAAGAAUCUCCGUUGGAAAGACAUGCAACUGAAUCAAACAAAUCCCAACUUCUCGUUCUUCUACAGCUGGUGGACAACCGAUACAGUGAGUGUUUGGAUGAGAUUCAUACUGUUGUAUCUGCAUUCCAUGCUGCGACUGAGCUGGAUCCACACAUCAUGCAUGCACAUUUUGCACUUCAAACGAUCACUCUCUUAUACAAGGACCUGCGAGAGAGGAUUAGCAAUCAUAUUCUUGCCAUGGGACCAGAUUUUAACAGCUUGUGCUCAGAAGAGGAGAAGGAAUGGUGUGUUGAAACUUCAUUCAUUCAAAAGCAAUGGGCUCUCCAGCAGUUGAAAAGAAAAGAUCACUUAUGGAGGCCCCAAAGGGGCUUGCCAGAAAGAUCUGUCUCAGUUCUACGCGCUUGGAUGUUUCAGAAUUUCCUCCAUCCGUAUCCUAAAGAUGCAGAGAAGCAUUUACUUGCAGUAAAAAGUGGGUUGACACGAAGCCAGGUAUCCAAUUGGUUUAUCAAUGCGCGGGUUAGGCUAUGGAAGCCUAUGAUUGAAGAAAUGUAUGCUGAAAUGAAUAGAAGAAAAGCUUGUCGAAAUGAAGAAGGAAUGGAGAGCACUCAUAGAAGCAGGUUAAGCAUGAACAAUCAAAUGUUGAAUAUCAAUUGAAGCUGGAGAAAGUCACUUGCAAUCAGUUUUUAGAUGUUUCCAAUAUUAUUCUUCUAUCAAUAUUUUUCUUCCAUUUGAAUAGUAAAGUAGUUGCUAGGGCUUAUUAUAGUGAUAAAAGACUGGGCCUUUCUCCUUUUGGCCCAUCUUGGAAGUUGGAACAUAAGUUUUAUUUAUAUAUGUUCAAAUUAAUUUUGUAAAGAUGACAAAAAAAAUAUUGCAAAAUGCUGC